CCUUGUGCAUCAUCAUCAAGCUAAGGUCAUUCUCAUUCGGGAACUUAUCCAGUACUGCAACGCAGAAGCUACGGGGAGUUUUGCGGCAAAUCUACAGCCAGAAUGUCUCUGUCAAACAAACUCACUUUGGACAAGGUAGAUGUGAAAGGAAAGCGCGUGAUCAUGAGGGUUGACUUUAAUGUCCCCAUGAAGGAUAAGGUGAUAACAAAUAACCAGAGAAUUAAGGCUGCAGUCCCAUCCAUUCAGCACUGUUUAGAUAAUGGGGCUAAAGCUGUGGUCUUGAUGAGCCACUUGGGCCGGCCUGAUGGGGUCCCCAUGCCAGACAAAUACUCUCUGGAGCCUGUAGCAGCAGAACUCAAGAACCUGCUGGGAAAAGAUGUUCAGUUCCUGAAGGACUGUGUGGGUCCAGAUGUGGAGAAGGCCUGUGCGGACCCACCUGCUGGUUCUGUCAUUCUGCUGGAGAACCUGCGGUUUCAUGUGGCCGAGGAGGGCAAGGGCAAAGAUGCAUCGGGUAACAAGACCAAAGCAAGCCAAGCGGAAAUUGACUCUUUCCGAGCCUCCCUGUCCAAGUUGGGUGACGUCUAUGUCAACGAUGCCUUUGGAACUGCGCACAGAGCUCAUAGCUCCAUGGUUGGAGUGAACCUACCUCAGAAAGCUGCUGGUUUCCUGAUGAAGAAGGAGCUAGACUAUUUUGCCAUGGCCCUUGAGAAACCACAGAAGCCUUUCCUGGCUAUCCUUGGAGGGGCCAAGGUCAAAGAUAAGAUUCAGCUGAUCAACAACAUGUUGGACAAGGUGAAUGAGAUGAUCAUUGGGGGAGGAAUGGCAUUUACUUUCCUCAAGGUGCUCAACAAUAUGGAGAUUGGCACUUCCCUCUAUGACGAAGAGGGUGCCAAAAUUGUGAAAGACCUGAUGGCUAAGGCCGAGAAGAACGGUGUGAAGAUCGCACUUCCUGUAGAUUUUGUCACUGCCGACAAGUUUGAUGAGAAUGCCACUACAGGGACUGCAUCUGUUGCAGAUGGUAUUCCAGCUGGCUGGAUGGGUCUGGACUGUGGUCCUGAGAGCUCAAAGCUCUAUGCAGAGGCUGUAGCCAGAGCCAAGCAGAUUGUGUGGAAUGGACCUGUCGGUGUGUUCGAAUGGGACAACUUCUCUCGCGGAACCAAGAACUUGAUGGACAAAGUUGUGGAAGCGACCAAAAAUGGCUGCAUCACCAUUAUUGGUGGGGGAGACACGGCUACCUGCUGUGCCAAGUGGGACACUGAGGACAAGGUCAGUCAUGUGAGCACAGGGGGUGGAGCAAGUCUGGAGCUGCUGGAGGGUAAAGUUUUGCCUGGUGUGGAUGCCCUCAGCAACGUAUAAGCACCCUGAGGAUCUUCUACAAGAGGAUGGGUGCUCAUCUCCCAAAAUGCUGUCAUUCUUACUCAUUCAGCAUUUGUUCAACUAUUGGGGAAGCAAAUUUAUGGACCGCUAACUGUAUGCUGGGAUAGACUGUCUGACCUGUUUACUCAUACAUAUUCAGAUCAUCCAUUUGAUUAUCUUCAAUAAAAUUAUGUUUUUUGGACGGGAUUGAGAAAAAAGAGAGAUAGGGAGACUUCAUCAGUAAUUGCUUUUCCUGUAUUAUUGUUUUUGAGAAAUGGGUCAUUUGUUGUUCCCGCUUAAGUGUUAAUGUGUGCCAUCCCAUUAUUGUCUGAAUGUGUUUUUUUUGGUGUGUAGAGAUGUCUGUUGUCUCCUCACAGAUGUUGAGUACUUGUAAUACUGUAGACACUUUCCUCCCCAUAGUGCACUUGUCAUACUAGACCUGCAGCUUAUGAGAUAGAUGUUCUGCACUGGAAUUAUUAUGAUGGACUAAUGGUAGUCCCAAGCAUUCUGUUGUGGAAACGAACAAAGAUAAAAAUAUAUAAACACUC
Messenger RNA from Xyrauchen texanus (razorback sucker), 1904 nucleotides. Its product is annotated as phosphoglycerate kinase 1. The transcript is spliced from 10 exons. The record is from RefSeq and is a predicted model, not a curated record. Gene Ontology annotation, cellular component: cytosol. Bases 103 to 1356 code for a protein of 417 amino acids. Gene Ontology annotation, molecular function: ATP binding; phosphoglycerate kinase activity; ADP binding. Lineage: Eukaryota; Metazoa; Chordata; Actinopteri; Cypriniformes; Catostomidae. Gene Ontology annotation, biological process: gluconeogenesis; glycolytic process.